GUCUCCCUGCCUGUUCUCAGCCCUUUGUCACACUUCCUAUAAGAUUAAUGAGCASAGCGCUGUAAACAUCAUUUCUUUCUAUUUUUCUCAAGAGAAAACAGAUUGUAAACGGAGCUGGCCGGCUCCAUUCACCUAAUGCUGCCCACCAUUACAUCAGCCUGGAGAGGGGAGAGAAAAAACACACACACACACAAAGAUCCAGAGCCCCAUUGUUGGUGCUUUUCACCGGCCGGGAUGCGCCAACAUGCCGCCCACACGGCGCACAUGGCCACCGGCCGCCAUCCCGCUGCUCCCCCUCCUCAGAACAAAGCAGAUGUAGCCUCUGUUUGUCAUAAAGCGUUUUGGGGAAAAAUAAUCUURCUUCCCACAGACGUCGAAGCCGCUAGGCCUUGGGCACGGAUUGGCUGCUAAGGAGUCACAUGACCAGGAAUUGGCUGCAAUUUCUCCCCAUAGUUGUUCAGUUUAGCCUACCCAGGUCCCCAUACGCUACUAAUAUAACCAAUAUACACAAUUAUGAUAUAGCCGCCGCAUUUCCGCUUUUGCAGCCAGAAGCUUGUGUUUUUUUUUUCUUUUCUCUUUUUCUUAAUGAUUUAUUUUCUUGGAAAGCCAUAUUGGGUGGUGUGCGUGUGCGCGCGUGCGCCUAUGAGUGUUUCUUUUUUUAUUUUUUUUGUUUUGGGGAAGGAUUGUUCUGGGGUCUCGCCGUGUGAGGGGGGGAACUGGUUUGAGGGAGCUAUGAAUUUUGAAUUUGAGAGGGAGAUCGGGUUUAUAAACAGCCAGCCGUCCCUAGCAGAGUGCCUGACGUCCUUCCCUGCCGUCCUGGAGUCAUUUCAAACUUCAUCAAUCAAGGAGUCGACAGUAAUUCCGCCUCCCUUCGAGCACACCAUCCCCAGCCUCAGCCCCUGCACGGGCAGCCAGCCGAAACCGGCUUCUGGGAGCCAGCAGAACCGGAGAGCCUCCGCCACAAAUGGCGACCAGACGCAUCACCGCGCCGCCCAGCAGCCCUGCGCGCCGGGCCAAGCCCCCUCUGCUCCGGCCACCCCAGUCGGUCCCCUGGCCCACGAGUUCCCCUGGAUGAAAGAGAAGAAGUCAUCCAAGAAGGGCCCCAAGCCCGGAGGCAGCUCCGUCUCCGGUGGAGCCAUCAUCACCCCAGCGUCAUCCUACCCCUCUCCAACCGCCUCUGGGUAUGCUUCGGCGGGCAUCGAGUCGCCCACAGUAGACCCCAGCCAGCCGAGUCUGGACCCCGGAGGAGCCGGGUCGCGCCGGCUGCGCACCGCCUACACCAACACGCAGUUACUGGAGCUGGAGAAGGAAUUCCAUUUUAACAAGUACUUGUGUCGGCCCAGGAGAGUGGAGAUCGCCGCGCUGUUAGACCUGACGGAGCGGCAGGUGAAAGUCUGGUUCCAGAACCGGAGGAUGAAACACAAACGUCAGACCACACACCACCGGGACGGGAGCGCAGGCAGCCCGUCCUCCAGCGGGUUCGAGCCGCUGGAAGGCGCCGACGCGUCCUCUCCGUACUCCAGCCAGCCUCUGGAAGCUUCGGGCAGCGGGGAGAGCACAGAGGGGGACCAGGGGGGAGGCAGUGUGUCCUCCAGCGGGGACAAUGCGCUGCCCACGCUGGAGGACACGGACCGAGCCAGCCUUUCCGAACCCCCACUGAUGCCGGGGACAUCUGGCUCCCCGGACUCCCCGCCGACAUUCAGCRACUCCACGGAGCGCAGCGAGGCUGGGCCCGCUGCGGCUCCCGUGGCCCCGUCCGAGCCUCACGGCACCUCGGCCUCCUCCACCGCGCUGCCGGACCUGACCCUGUUCGGGGAGGACGCGUGCCUGUCCCCCAGCCUGCAGAGCUCCUUGGACAGCCCGGUUGAUUUCUCCGAGGAGGACUUCGACCUGUUCACGAGCACAUUGUGCACCAUAGACCUGCAGCACCUGAACUUCUGAAGCCUGCAGCUCCACGGAGGCCUGAGGAUGGAGACACUCAGAGAGGACUGUUGUUCACAAGUUUCAACAUUCCUGAAGGAUUUAUAAUCGGGAGAAAAAUGUUUUUAAUAUGAUUAUUUUUCUCUUCAUGCUGGAAUUCUUUUGAAGCUGUAGUGUAGCUGACAGACGGUUAUAAUUUCAGUGAAUGAGUGUGUUUUUGUUGCGAACACGGACAACAAACCGGAUUUUUUUUCUCCUCUUCUGUGCAAAACACAGCAASUAAUUUAUUGUUUUUGACAUUUUUUAAGCCACUGUUCCUCAUGUUUCCUUUGUGUGGAUUAGUUUCUUGUAGUCUGUUCUAGUUGCAGCUUCAUGGAACAUAAACAACUUCUCAGGAACUGAGUCUUGGUUGCAGGACUGAAGAAAAACCGGAGCCAAGACGAGGAGGAAGCCCUGCUGAUGACCCGAGGUUUAGACUUCCGUUUAUUUAUUCAGAUUCUUUAAUAGUGAAAAUUCAAAUUAUUUAUUGUACAUAUAUUUUCAUAGUGGGAUAAUAAC
Messenger RNA from Austrofundulus limnaeus, 2478 nucleotides. It is a transcript of the gene hoxb2a, whose product is annotated as homeobox B2a. The coding region runs from base 586 to 1941 and encodes 451 amino acids. The record is from RefSeq and is a predicted model, not a curated record. Gene Ontology annotation, molecular function: RNA polymerase II cis-regulatory region sequence-specific DNA binding; DNA-binding transcription factor activity, RNA polymerase II-specific. Gene Ontology annotation, biological process: regulation of transcription by RNA polymerase II. The transcript has 2 exons. NCBI's taxonomy places the organism in Eukaryota, Metazoa, Chordata, Actinopteri, Cyprinodontiformes, Rivulidae. Gene Ontology annotation, cellular component: nucleus.